This is a messenger RNA of Octopus bimaculoides (California two-spot octopus), 1172 nucleotides long. RefSeq lists its product as uncharacterized. NCBI's taxonomy places the organism in Eukaryota, Metazoa, Mollusca, Cephalopoda, Octopoda, Octopodidae. The record is from RefSeq and is a predicted model, not a curated record.
AUGGAUUUUGGAGCGUUGUCCAAAAAUAAGUUGCCUCGUUCUUCUAUCUUUCCUCUUAUAACUUUUGGAUUAAUCUUUUCUCUGGCCAUGAUGAAUUUUUAUCAAUAUACAUGGAUGAGUGAUAUGCAACAGAUAUUACACGAUAUAUCUUCAACUUGGUAUAAAAAAAACUAUCUUCUUAUCCUAUUUAAACUGUCUUGUAACCUUCUAGUGAAAUGUCGGUAUCUUCAACAUACAUGCUGGACACCGCUACAAUUGUAUACUACAUCUAGCAUUCUGUCUACACCUCCAAAUUCUCAAGCCGGUCACGGAUCACUGUAUACCCGGUGGGGUAGAAAAACCUGUCCUGAUACUGCUGAACUUGUGUAUGAAGGUGUGGUUGGUGGUCAAAGUUAUAAGGUUAUUGGUGGUGGAAGUAAUCUCUUAUGUCUACCUAAAGACCCGAUUCCUGCCGAAUUUACUUCAAAAGUCGAAGCUGCUGCUAGUAUAUAUGGCGCUGAAUAUCAACUCGAGGCCUAUACAUCUGAUUCUUUGUUUUCUUUUGAAAACGCUAAAGAACUUCAUGAUCACAAUGUUCCCUGUGCUGUCUGUUUGACACGAGAACCUGCAAUAGUUAUGAUGUUACCAGCCAGAACAGUGUGUUACUCUGAUUGGAAGACUGAGUAUUCAGGAUAUUUAAUGGCUGAGGCUAACAAGCACAACGGCAGAAAUGAAUACGUGUGCGUGGACUAUGCACCAGAAACAAUUGCAGCAAGUAACGCAAGUGAAGACGCAGCUUUACUUUAUUUCGUUCAGACUGUUUGUGGUUCAUUGCCAUGGUCGUAUAUCAAUGGUCUAGAAUUAACCUGCGUUGUGUGCACAAAAUAUUGAAUACAGUAUAGUGGAAUUCGAUUUCAUCUGGAUAUGUUUACGGUUGAUUUACAAGAUUAAAUUUAUGAGUGAAUUUAUAAAGCAUUAAUUCACCGAGAAGAAUAAAUAGAAAUCACAUGUAUAAUAUUUGGUAACGUUGUCCUGUAUUCAAAUGAUGGAAAUCAUUAAAAUAAUUUACAAUAUAUUUUUGUCAGAAUUUAUUCCUAAUUUCCGCAAAUGGGCAUUUUAGAUUUUGAAAAGUUUGUGUGCAUAAUUCUAUAGAAUAUUGCAUACGGUUCCGUCCAUUGUUAUAGUUAUAUCCU